Molecule: messenger RNA, 2418 nt
Organism: Cladophialophora yegresii CBS 114405
Lineage: Eukaryota; Fungi; Ascomycota; Eurotiomycetes; Chaetothyriales; Herpotrichiellaceae
Exons: 2
Coding region: 1-2418 (805 amino acids)
Biological process (GO): maturation of LSU-rRNA from tricistronic rRNA transcript (SSU-rRNA, 5.8S rRNA, LSU-rRNA)
Cellular component (GO): nucleolus
Molecular function (GO): RNA binding
Source: RefSeq, a predicted model, not a curated record
AUGGGCAGCAAGAAACGCAAGGAGUCGGUCGGUGCGACAGACGAGACCUCGAAGCCAGGCAAGAAGUCAAAGUCGGCAGACAAGAAGAACGCUACAAAGAUACAAGUCGGGGAUGACACAGCAGCAUUCAACAAACCAUCGGAUUCUUUGAACGUGCCGUCCGACGCGGGUCCAGAGUCUACCGCAGUAGACAAGUCAACUGUCGUCAAGUCAAAGAAGUCUCGCAAGCGAGCCGCGGACUUCAUGGAUGGAGAUGAAGCUGCGGACUCAGACGGCGGCGUCAAGCUCCCAGAGAACGCACCUGCCCGGAUCUCCGACGAACCUGCCAAGAAGAAGGCUAAGAAGAGCAAGAAAACCAAGAAGAGCGAGGAUGGAGUACCACUGACAGCUGACGGCGUCAAUGGUGUGAUUGAGCAUGCCGGAGAAGAAGAGCUUGAGACUGCAACCAAGCACAAGCCAAUUUCGACUUCAAUGCAGGCAGAAGCGGAACGCACCGUUGAUCACGAGCUCGAAGAUGGUUUCGGUGGCUUCGCAAGCGAAGACGACAAGGACGAAGAACAGGUUGAAGAAGAUGACAAUGCUGCUGCGUUGCUUACUGGGUUCGACUCGGACACAGAAGACAAGCAAGAAGAUGAAGGUCUCGACCUCUCCAAGAUCCCAGCGCUGCCCCAAUCCAAGAAGCUCCAGAAGAAGCUUGAGAAGGCCAAGGCCAAAGGAGCCGACGAAGGUCCAGGUACCGUGUAUGUGGGCCGCAUCCCCCACGGCUUCUACGAGAAGGAGAUGAGGGCAUACUUCUCCCAGUUCGGUGAGAUAAGUCGACUACGACUUUCACGAAACAAGAAGACCGGAGCCUCGAAGCACUUUGCAUUCAUUGAAUUCGCCCACGACUCAGUCGCGAAGAUAGCUGGCGAAGCUAUGGACAACUACCUCAUGUUCGGCCAUAUCCUAAAGUGCAAAUACGCCGAGUCUGGCUCUCUGCACCCUGACGUGUGGAAAGGUGCAAACAAGAAGUUCCGCAAGAUCCCACACGACAAACUUGAGCGUGAGCGUCUCGCUGCACCAAAGACCGAAGAGCAAUGGCAGAAGAAGGUCGACAAGGAACAGCGAAGACGCGACAAGAAGGCUGAAAAGAUGAAGGCGAUCGGUCUGGAGAUGCCACCUUCGACCUUGACCAACCCAUCAGCCGCUCUCAAGCAGAGGUUGGCCGACCAAGAAGUGCCAAAGCAGAUCGAGGAGGGGAAUAAUGCUCGCGUCGGCGCCAUCGAGCCGCUUGCAGAUGUGCCCAAAGACGACGUGGCCAUGAAAGAAGGCAAAAAGUCGAAGAAGGAGAAGAAGAGCAAGAAAGAAGCCAAGGACGUUGUUGUGGCUGUUCCCGACUCAAAUCCUUCCAUGGAAGCCAGUGUGGUGGACACUGAGGCCAAGCAGGAAAAGAAGACCAAGAAAGGAAAGAAGAGCGAACCCGAAGCCGUUCCUGCCGCAAACGCAACUGCUGAAUCCACCGAGGUGAACGGCGAGUCCAAGAAAGACAAGAAGAGCCAGAAAGAAAAGAAGGCCGAGGCUGAAGCCGUUCCUGCCGCAGCCUCGGCCCCUGAACCCACUGUGGUGGACGGCGAGUCCAAGAAACAAAAGAAGAGCAAGAAACAAAAGACGGACGAAGUUGAAGCCGUUCCUGCCGUGACUAUUGCCACAGAAGCCAGCGUGGCGGAUGGCGAGUCCAAGCAAGAAAAGAAGAGCAAGAAAGGAAAAAAGAAUGGAGGCGUUGCUGUACCUCAAACCGGGCCUCAACCGCAAGCCAUGGAGGUCGACGAACCCAUCUCCACAACUGACGCGACGAACACCGAUGCAGCGACAGAUCCCAACCACACGGGCGUGACCAAGGUCGAGAAAAAGAAGCCGACGAAAGCAGAGAAAAAGGCACUCAAUGCCGACAGGAAGGCUUUGCAGGCGGAGAAGAAAGCAUUGCACAAGGCGCAGAAGUCAGCCAACAAGCCCACCGAUGUCCCCGAACCCGCUGAUAUUGGUGACGCAGAUGACCAGCCAGAAGCUGAAGAUGGUACAGCGGCCAUGCCAGACACCAACGCAGAGCUCUCCGCCGAUUUCAUCUCCCUGGGCCAAUUCGACGGCAAAGACGACAAAGCCAGUAAUAGUGGGAGCAAGCAAUUGAAGCCCUGGAAAGUCAAGAAACCCAAGAAGGAGCGCAAGAAUCUGGUGAAAGCGAGGGGACCCAAGUCAAACUUGGUCGCCACCAAGCCCAAGCCCGAUCCGAACGCCAAGAGCAAGAUCCCCGGCUUGCCCGUGAUGGGGAAGGGGAAGUACGACAAGGCCACGCGUCAGGCGUACAAGGAGAUGAAGAAGAAGAUUGUGGCCGAGCGGGCGGCGAGGGGGUUGCCACCGCAUCGGGUUCGGGGGGAGUUUUAG